AUCGCCCAGCGGGAACAGACGGACAGACACACAUUACAUUGUGUUGAUAUAGUGUGGACGAGAGUUUUUAAAGAUAUAGAUUUUAAAAUGAGACUGUUCAUACUUCUUGCCAUAGUGAUGAUCGUUGGUAUUACAUCCAGGGUGACGGCAGGUACCGACGCGAGGAAACGAAGUCAAAGCAUGUACAGAAUGACUGAACUACCCCCUGCGAGAAAGGGGGGUGUUAAAGGCGCCCGUACAACUUUACGCCCCCUUAAAAAGGGGGAGUACGUAUGCGGCAACAGGAUCUGUCAGCUGCGACCGGGGGAGGUACCCAGGGGGUGCGAGGGGGGAGAGUGUCAGUACAACGUGGGUUACAUGCACAGAGCACAGUACUACAGGCCUUAGAUGUGACUGACUGACUGAAGAUAUUAAAAAGUGA
This is a messenger RNA of Amyelois transitella, 421 nucleotides long. RefSeq lists its product as uncharacterized. The transcript has 3 exons. The coding region runs from base 88 to 387 and encodes 99 amino acids. NCBI's taxonomy places the organism in Eukaryota, Metazoa, Arthropoda, Insecta, Lepidoptera, Pyralidae. The record is from RefSeq and is a predicted model, not a curated record.